Molecule: messenger RNA, 3488 nt
Organism: Ctenopharyngodon idella (grass carp)
Lineage: Eukaryota; Metazoa; Chordata; Actinopteri; Cypriniformes; Xenocyprididae
Gene: aanat2
Product: arylalkylamine N-acetyltransferase 2
Exons: 3
Coding region: 228-857 (209 amino acids)
Biological process (GO): response to light stimulus; circadian rhythm
Cellular component (GO): cytoplasm
Molecular function (GO): aralkylamine N-acetyltransferase activity
Source: RefSeq, a predicted model, not a curated record
CCUGAGUGACAAAGAGAAGGGAUGAGAGGGAGGGUUAAAGAGGAGGAGAGGUGACCUCAGCGAGGUAGUACAACAGGAUUCAAACACAUCGGACCAUAGAAGAGAGCAGCCGGACAAAUCUACAGACAGAAAGACAGAAGUGUCCUAAUAAAAACAAGCACUCAAGAGGCUGCAUUACUAUUGUAAACAGUAUUGUCCUCCAGCUGUCAGAAGUGAGCGCGUGUCAGAUGAUGGCACCGCAGGUCGUCAGCUCACCCUUCCUGAAGCCGUUCUUUCUGAAGACGCCUCUAAGCGUUGGCAGGUCUCGACACCAGCGACGACACACGUUACCUGCUAGCGAGUUCCGUAAUCUCACCCCACAGGACGCCAUUAGUGUAUUUGAGAUAGAGAGAGAAGCAUUUGUCUCUGUUUCCGGUGAAUGUCCACUCACCCUUGAUGAGGUGCUUAGUUUCCUGGGCCAGUGUCCUGAGCUCUCUUUGGGAUGGUUUGAAGAGGGCCAGCUGGUGGCCUUCAUCAUUGGAUCUGGCUGGGACAAAGAGAAACUAGAACAGGAGGCCUUGAACACACACGUCCCAGACUCUCCCACAGUACACAUCCACGUGCUGUCAGUGCACCGCCACUGUCGGCAGCAGGGCAAAGGCUCCAUCUUGCUUUGGCGCUACCUGCAGUACCUGCGCUGUCUCCCCGGCCUGCGCAGGGCCCUGCUGGUCUGUGAGGAGUUCCUGGUGCCCUUCUACCAGAAAGCUGGUUUCAAGGAGAAGGGUCAAUCUGCCAUCACUGUGGGGGCCUUGGCCUUCACAGAGAUGGAGUAUCAGCUUGGAGGCCUGGCUUACGCACGACGAAACAGCGGAUGUUAAGUUUCUUUAGCUUACAGCACAUCCAAUCCUGAUAAAGGACUUUGUGCGUAGUUUCUGGAUGGAUCUCGGCAAUCACAGGCUCAGAGGUUCACCUAGUCAAGGACUCAAAGCCCUAAUACCACCUGAGCAAAGAGCCAGAGACUGACCUAUGCACUUAUUUAAAGAGAUUGGAGAUCUUACAUUCGAGUAUACGAAGGCUAAGUGCAUACAGAUGUUGGUUGUUUACUGAAUUUUUUUUUCUUGUUAACUGCCCAAGAUACACUGCACACUUUACUGGUCAAAAAACUGUAGUUGUUUUUAACAAUUAUUAAAAAUAAAACAAACUUUAUUUUUGGGGGGGAAAUAAAUGGUCACCAUAUUCAUUUUUUUGUUUGAUCAAUAAAAAAAGAUUAAAGAAAAUCUUUAAUUAACAUUUAACAUAAAUAAUAUCCUACUGGUACAAAACUCAACCAUUCAAAAAGUGAAGUCAGAAUCUUUCUUCUGGAAAAUAUAAAAUUUAAUUGAAAAUUUGAUAAAUCAUUUUAUUUUUUUAUAACAUUCCAUCCCUUGGACUGCAAGUGGACAGUGAAAUGUUGAAUACUGUUUUAGAAUAAAAUCUUCCUUAUAUAUUACUGCAUAUGUGACAAUGUGUUUUGAAAUGCAAACUAUGUAUACAGUGUAUGAACUGAUGUAAACUUUAGUAUAUCCAUAAACAUUCUCUGUGGCAUUAGUCAUACUAUUAUGGCUAUCUAAUCAAUAAAAAUCUAUUAACAAAGCUAUAUUUUUGUAAUGUGUAUUUUAUGUGGUGAGAAAGCAUUUCUUUAGGUUUAUGGACACGUUAAGUUAUUAUCCUUGGUACCAUCCUAAAUAUUUCAUAACUUUCCUUCUAACCUGUCAGAGUGGUUUAGUAUGGACGCCUGUUUAAAAAAAAAAAAAAAAAAAAAAACAACAACAACAAAAAAGUAGUUCUGAGAAAUUUUAAACUAAGAAAUAGGCACACUGUGAGAUUUAAAGAUGCAAAUGUGAUGAGAUAUCUUAUGAGUAAUAAAGGCACAUCAUUAUAUAUAAACUACACUGUUGACGUAGCAAACACAGUGCAGCGCUUCCGGAUUCUACGUCAGAACGCUGACUCAUUAUUGGCUGACGCUGUUCACAUGACGCAUACAUGUAAUGCUGACAUAGGAGCCGGCCAAUACCGAGCCACCGUUCUGACAUAGAACCCGGAAGCUGACAAGGAAGAGAAGUAAAUAAAGUCAUUAUUUUUGUUUGUUUUUUUCACACAAUAAGUAUUCUUGUCGCUUCAUAACAUUAAGGCUGUAGUCACAGGGACUAUUUAACGACGUAUUUACUACCUUUCUGGGCUUCGAAAGAGGUAAUAAUGUUGAAGUCUAUUGGACACCAGAAAGCUCACGGAUUUCAUCAAAAAUACCUUAAUUUGAGUUCCGAAGAUGAAUGAAGGUCUUACAGGUUUGGAAUGACAUGAGGGUGAGUAAUUAAUGACAGAAAUUUCAUUUUUGGGUGAACUAACCCUUUACGUCACACUGUGAGAUAUAUAGUUGCAAUUAUGAGAGUCACAUUAGCUAAGUUUCCAUCCGAAGUUGCUCAUUUAACUUAUGCACAAAACUAGAAUAUCGCAUAAAACACUUGUGAAUAAAGCAGCGUUUUAAUCACAUGUGUUCAAGAGAACAAAACUGUAAUAUCCUGGGAAACUGGCGCAAAAUAUCUGUAAUAAAAAUGGAAGUUGCUGCAAUCAGGGAACCCACUGUGGCUCUUUUUUCCCUACAACAUAAUGACACAGACAAAACACAAUAACUGCUGUCAUGUUCUUGAGUUCGGAUGCUGGUGUUUGGGAACACAAUUAUUUAUACACAAUCAUUUUGAUGCCAGACUUCGGCUCAUAGACAUUUCAGAACUAUCAAACCGACAUCUGAGAUGCUGUGCGAAGAAAUUGGUCCACUGGUUAGACUAGUUAACCAAUCACAUCCACUACUGACACCGUGUCCUAACCAGAGGCGACGCGACGCUGCGACACGCGGUAAAAGGUAUCUUUUCCAUGUUAUUCGGAGUUUUUGUCCUAACCAGCCGCGACGGCGACACGCAACAAUUCUAAUUCAGAAACGGUUUCUAUUUCUCCGCGACGUCGCGGCUGGAACAGCAACACAAAGUAUGGCAAUGAUAAUAUCAGAUACUGUUUAUGUGCUUUAUUUAAUGUUAAAAACGUCUAAUGUGAGUUUGAAUAUCAUUCUGUGAUCCCAGCGUUUUUUUAGCUGUAAUAAAAACAACACGGGCUAAUUCACCUCAGAUCUUGAAAAUAAAUAAAUGGGCACAAGAACUUUAAACUGCGAACAAACAAGUGUAAUUCUAUGACAAAGAUUGGUUCAGUCACUCCGUAUGUACUUUAAACAAUGUUUAAAUUGUGUAAUAUUUAUGAAUUUUACUAUGUACUUGCAUUUCAUUGUGUCUGCUGUGCUCUUGCCGACAGAGCCCGCCCACACUCUCUUCUGAUUGGCUGUGGUUUUUGAUUGAUUUUAUCGCUUCUCAUUGUCGCGUCUAGUGUGGACAGUCAAAUUGCUCAUCGCUGGAUUCGCAUCGCAUCGCGUUUGGUUAGGACACGGUGUCAGGCAAAGUCACGUGAGGCGUUUUUUUUUGGGG